Messenger RNA from Triplophysa rosa, 2799 nucleotides. RefSeq lists its product as uncharacterized. Gene Ontology annotation, molecular function: metal ion binding. The record is from RefSeq and is a predicted model, not a curated record. Bases 297 to 2795 code for a protein of 832 amino acids. The transcript has a single exon. NCBI's taxonomy places the organism in Eukaryota, Metazoa, Chordata, Actinopteri, Cypriniformes, Nemacheilidae.
CUGGGCCGCGCCCCAGAGGAGCAGCUUUUGCCGCCAGCCGCCUUCCAGCUCAGUGAUUCGGAGGAAUCGUUUCCGGUUCCAAAAUUCCACAGCUACCAGGACAACGCGAGCCGGCCGUCAAGGGCGGUUCGACAAUUUAUCAACCCCUCCCCCCACAUCAUUCCAAGCUCCUGGCCAGCGGCUCCGCAGAUAACACCUAAUGCGAGGCUGCCUACGUUAGCGUCCCAGGCCCAGGUUUUAGGUUUCCCCCCCUCACCCAAGGGUACGGCCCGUCCUACUUCCCUCAGGCCCCUGCCAUGGAUGCCGCUGCUAACGUGAGACUGCCUCCGUUAGACGCUCCAUUGGCUGCUAUUCCCUCCCUCCUCUCUCUACCACAGGCACGCCCAAGUUUCUCACUGGCUACAGCAACUUCCAUGCCGGUGCCAUGCAACGCCCCGGUCUUGGAACCACCCCCCGUCUCCACAAGCAUCAGGACGCAGAUUUUGGCAGGUGCGGACAUAGAUUUAUUUCAACUUCUAUCACCACUUUCACCCCCGUCAGCAGAUCGGCAGAUUUCUUACGGCGAGUUUUCGUUUACUUUCAAGAACGCAUCCCACAGUCACUCCCGCACUCUGUCCUUCCCAGAAUUCACAAUGGCAUUUUCCCGCUUCACUGACGUGGUAUGCACGGUGUUCCCUCACAGGAGGCGUGAGCUCGGCGACUAUCUCGCCAUAGUCGCGGAGCUCGCGCUUUCCUACGGGGGGGCACAUUUUUACACGUAUCACAAGCUGUUUUCAGCAAAAUGCGCCAUAAGGGUGGCUCAGUGGAACCAGUGCCCCUACUGGGGAGCACUGGACACUGAGCUCCACAACAGGGUGUUUUUGGGCGUACAAAAUAUAUCUUGCGCGGUGUGCCGCUCCGUAUCACACAACACCACAGCUUGUCCCCUGGUCACUCCCGCCAUUCCCCCUGGCGAAACUAUGCCUCCUCCCGUUUCCACCGCCCACGUCCCGCGCCUGCCAAAUCGCCAAGCCUUCCCAGUCAAGCCUGACACCAUCAACACCUCAGUUUACGAGGUUUGCAGAAGCUUCAACGCAAACAGGUGCACAAGGCAACGCUGCCGGUACUUACACGCUUGCACUUACUGUGGCGGCGCCCACGCGCGCAUAGUUUGCCCAGUCAGUAAAGCAGACAAUAAAAAAUCUAACAAAUAUCUCUCGACUCCUGUCAAUUUUUUACACCUAGCUUCCGAAUUAUCUCUCCACCCUGAUCAUGCAUUCACAGAUUACCUUUUAAACGGUUUCUCUCGAGGCUUCAAUCCCGGCAUUAUAAACCCACUUUCCCACAGCCUUAUAUGCCCUAAUCUCCAGUCGGCACUCGCCGAACCCGAAACCGUCGAUCUCCUCAUCAAAAAAGAGAUUGACGAUAAAUUUAUGAUCGGCCCUUUUUCCGCCCCACCGUUUCCUGUUUUCCGCGUCAGCCCCAUCGGCGUCGCCACGCGAAAAUUUUCGGGAAAAAAGCGCCUCAUAUUCGAUCUCUCGUCCCCCCACGGCUCCCCCUUUCCAAGCAUUAACAGUUUAAUUCCGCUCGAAGAAUUCGCUUUACAUUAUCACGAUAUUGAGCAAGCCAUCACUUUGAUUAAAUUGGCCGGACGCGGCGCCUGGCUAGCCAAAGUUGAUAUCACUUCCGCAUUCAAAAUCAUGCCGAUACAUCCAAAAUUUUGGCACUUGUUCUGCAUCCGUUGGCGUGAGAAAUUCUAUUUUUCUGUACGCCUCACUUUCGGAUGCAGAAGUAGCCCAAAGAUUUUCGACAUGUUGUCAGAGGCAAUCUGUUGGAUUCUCUCUAACAACUACGCCAUCCCUUACCUCUUACAUCUACUAGACGAUUUCUUAAUCAUCUCGCCACCCGAUUCCGUCCCGGCAGCACAUCUUUCCAAAGUCCAAGAAGUCUUAGCGAAACUCGGCGUCCCUCUCGCACAAGAAAAAACAGCGGGACCCAGCACGUCCAUCGAAUUUCUAGGCAUUAAGCUCGAUACGCUCAAAUUCCAAGCUUCUCUGCCAAAGGAAAAGAUCGAUAGGACGAUUUUGAUCGCUUCAUCCCUCAUAGACACGCCGUAUUGCUCUAAACGCGAGCUACUAUCAAUUCUCGGCCACUUAAAUUUCGCGAUGCGCAUCAUCCCGCAAGGGCGCCCGUUCGUCGCGCACCUCCUCUCCCUCGCAUCUUCCGCUCACGCACUAGAGGAUUCGAUUCAUAUAACCAGCUCUUGCAGCGACGAGCUCAGUCUAUGGAUCAAAUUCCUCAAACAAUGGAACGGAAUGUCUUUCUUUUACAACGACAUGGUCUCUCUCCCCGUCGACAUACGCCUAUUUACCGACGCAGCUCCUUCCGUCGGUUUCGGGGGAUUUUACCAAGGCCGCUGGUUCGCGUCCACAUGGCCCCCCCAGCUCACAAGUCUACCGCAGCCUCUUGCGUCAUCAGCACUUUUCGAGCUGUACCCACUUGUCGUAGCAGCAUAUUUAUGGGGGAAAGAAUGGUCCGCCUCCAGCAUUUUAGUCCACUGUGACAACGAAGCAACGGUACAUUGCAUCAACAAAGGCCGCUCCCAUUCACCCGCCUUAAUGCCUUUUCUCAGACGCCUUAUAUGGAUCUCAGCUUGUGAGCAGUUCAUUCUGACAGGCAAACACGUCCCCGGGUCCAAAAACCAGAUAGCUGACGCCCUUUCCCGCUUUUCAUUUCAGAAAUUCAGGCUGCUGGCGCCGGACGCGGACCCCCUACCAACGCCUGUCCCUCCAUAUUCGGAAUUAAUCUUCAAGUGAACCA